Labeo rohita (rohu) is the source of this 2395-nucleotide messenger RNA. It is a transcript of the gene gabrg2, whose product is annotated as gamma-aminobutyric acid type A receptor subunit gamma2. NCBI's taxonomy places the organism in Eukaryota, Metazoa, Chordata, Actinopteri, Cypriniformes, Cyprinidae. The record is from RefSeq and is a predicted model, not a curated record. Gene Ontology annotation, cellular component: neuron projection; synapse; GABA-A receptor complex. The transcript is spliced from 10 exons. Gene Ontology annotation, biological process: monoatomic ion transmembrane transport; regulation of postsynaptic membrane potential; signal transduction. Gene Ontology annotation, molecular function: GABA-gated chloride ion channel activity; transmitter-gated monoatomic ion channel activity involved in regulation of postsynaptic membrane potential; inhibitory extracellular ligand-gated monoatomic ion channel activity. Bases 661 to 2091 code for a protein of 476 amino acids.
UAACCUUUAUCAAACAGUAUCUAAAUUCUGAUUGGAUAAAUCGCGUUCGACGACAUUCGAUUUCGAUUUCGCGAUAAACGCGCAUAUUCUGUAUUAAGUUGCUCGUCAACAGUCUGCAUUUAAUAUUUGUUUAUUCCCUUAGUAACUAUCGUUGUAUUUAAAAGUAGCUACUAAUCACAUAUUACUAACAAUAACAACAACAACAACAAAAUUCAGACGCCAUAAUAUGUACGAGCGGAUGUUUUGUAUAAGACGUUUGCGUGGUAGUUAUAAUAUUGUCUGGAUAUAGAGGAUAGAUUUUAUUAAUAGAAGCGUGUGAGCUUUGAUUCCAUCUCUACCACGCAUGUGUUGUAUUGCUGCAGCGACGUGCAUCAGAUCCGCUUUCACACACUUCAUCUGCAUUCACACAUUUACCAGUUAUACCGGACCCGGAUAGAUCGCCUUCAUCUCUUGCAUUUGAUUCCAGAGAUCUGCCUUUAUUUCGCUAGAGCAGGAAGCUCGCCUUCGUUAGGUGUGCGCGUUUUGUUGUUUUUGUGACGGCUUGUAUCGCAUCGUAGCAGCGGCUCUGAGACGCGAAAGCCAACGCGAUCUGCUAUGUGUCAUAGCGAAGAAAGGCAGUAAAUAAAGGGGACGCGUCCGUCUGCGUGAAGAGAGAGCAAGAUGGUGAUCAUGGCUUCUUUUCAUUUUUCCUCUAAAUGCUUGAACGCGAUGGCCAUCCCCGCGAUCACGCUCAAGCUCUUUCUGUGGGCUUUUCUAAUCGCUCAUCUGCCUUUGAGCUCUGUCCAGCUGGAAAGUGAUGAUGAUGAAGUGACAAACAAAACGUGGGUUCUGACCCCCAAAGUGUAUGAGAGCGACGUCACGCAUAUUUUGAACAGCUUACUAGACGGCUACGAUAACAAGCUGCGGCCAGACAUCGGAGUCAAACCAACCGUGAUCCAUACAGACAUGUUUGUCAACAGUAUUGGUCCAGUAAAUGCCAUCAACAUGGAGUAUACGAUUGACAUCUUCUUCGCCCAGACGUGGUAUGACAGGCGGUUGAAGUUCAACAGCACCAUGAAGGUUCUGCGUCUCAACAGCAACAUGGUAGGAAAAAUCUGGAUCCCUGACACGUUUUUCCGCAACUCUAAGAAGGCAGAUGCGCACUGGAUCACCACACCUAAUCGGAUGCUUCGGAUAUGGAACGACGGGCGUAUACUCUACACUUUGAGGUUGACCAUUGAUGCAGAGUGCCAGCUUAAACUGAAUAACUUUCCAAUGGAUGAGCAUUCAUGUCCCCUGGAGUUCUCAAGCUAUGGCUACCCCAAGGAGGAGAUCGUAUACAAGUGGAAGCGCAGCUCAGUGGAGGUUGGAGACAUCCGCUCCUGGCGUCUUUACCAGUUCUCCUUUGUUGGCCUGAGAAAUACCUCAGAGGUUGUCAGGACUGUGUCAGGAGAUUAUGUGGUUCUCACCGUCUUCUUUGACUUAAGCAGAAGAAUGGGUUAUUUCACCAUCCAGACGUAUAUCCCCUGUACCUUGAUUGUUGUUCUGUCCUGGGUUUCAUUCUGGAUCAACAAGGAUGCAGUGCCAGCCAGAACUUCUUUGGGAAUCACAACUGUGCUUACCAUGACCACUUUGAGUACCAUUGCUAGGAAGUCCUUACCCAAAGUGUCAUACGUCACGGCUAUGGACCUCUUCGUAUCGGUGUGCUUCAUCUUUGUUUUCGCCGCUCUGAUUGAGUACGGAACGCUCCACUACUUUGUGAGCAACCGCAAGCCCAGCAAAAACAAAGACAAGAAGAAGAAAAAUCCUCUCCUGCGGCUCUUUUCCUCCAAGGCCCCCACUGUGGACAUUCGCCCGCGCUCAGCCACCGCCAUCCAGAUGAACAACGCCACCCACAUGCAGGAGCGGGACGAGGAGUACGGGUACGAGUGUCUGGACGGGAAGGACUGCACCAGCUUCUUCUGCUGCUUUGAGGACUGUCGCUCAGGAGCGUGGCGGCACGGCCGUUUGCACAUCCGUAUCGCUAAGAUAGACUCUUACGCCCGCAUUUUCUUUCCUACCGCAUUUGGUCUAUUCAACGUAGUUUAUUGGUUUUCCUAUCUUUAUCUUUAAAAUAUUUCAAACUAAAAAAAUAAUAGGCUGGCCUUAUUUUAUGUUACAGAUUCCAGCAAGACCCUUUCUUGGAAACGUGAACCCACUGAAAACAUUUAAGUUGCAACGUGUUGUUGUUGUUUUUCCGGUCUCUGUUAUUUUUAUUUAUUUAUUUAUUUAUUUAUUUAUUUGUGCAUUUACGUAUUAUGUGAAUUGUUGGUUUGUCUAUGUUUACAUCUUUUUCUAGAAAGUAUAUCUUGUGCAUAAAGCAAACGUUGUAGCAAAAAAAGAAAAAAAAAAAAGCAGAAGGGGCAGUCAGUGAAAA